GAUCAGAAUGCACAUGAAUGCUUAUCAGUUGAUUACCUAGUUUUCUUCCUUAUUGCUCAUACAGUCAAUGCUUUGAUUGUGGGAUAAGUCAUUCAUCUAAGCAUCCCUCAUAGUUGGUACCCUUCACAUUUACAUGACUUCGUUUACCAUUCGUGUGACUCGUCUUAAAUUACUGAUCUGCCCCAUCAUUUUAAUGAAACAAUAAAAAUGAGCAUAACAAAUUGAUACAGAAGGGCAAUUAUGGAAUCAUGAAAACAGAAUGAGGAAGUACAAACUGCCCUCCAAAAGCUCUAAGCUUAUAUAUAGUUUAGACUGAUCAACUCUAGGAAACUGCUGAAAACAUAAUGGUUUUGAGAGUCAUGAUGUGCGUAAAAUUAGCUCUAGUAAUAACCUUACUCUUGUGUGUUUUACCUCUUGGGAUAGAAUCUCAAAGCCCGGGUUGUUCGUUACAAGGCCUACAGCUUGAUAAGUGCUUAAACCAAGAAGGACAAUAUGUUUUCUUAGAGCCUUGUUGCAGAGCCCUUAACCAAGCUCUUCGAGUUGGGUUCCACUGUUUGUGCUCAGUUUUCAUGACUGAUGCUCCUCAAUUAACCACCAUUUUCUCUUUGUCCUUUUCAAGCUGCUACAUUACUGUCCCUCCUUUCACCAUGUGCCGAGAUUUAGGUACAAUGCCAAUAUCUCUUCCAAUUCCUCCCAACAGUUCAGCCAAGGAUAUUCGGACUGCCCAGCAAACUCCCCUACUGCCGCAACCUCCUCCUCCUCAGGCAAUUGGCGGUCAAUUAGGCCUUAGUACCACGCCUGCCAAUUCUACUGUGGUGGAGCAGCAGUCGCAUCCAACCAAAAAUGUUACAUCGAUGCUACAUGUGGUGGAGAAUGGAAGCAAUGUACCUUCAUCUGGUAGUAAAGAGGAUUAUAUUUUCUGCUUCAACUGUUGGUUAAUUUUUAUAGCUCUUUAUGCCUUGGUUUUUAUAUAGCCUAAAUUUCUUAUGUCGUGUUUUAAUCCUUAUUGUAGAUUUGUACUCACACCAUGAGAAAGUUAAUUGAGCAUUGAUGGUUGCCUAAGAAGAGAAUUUGUUUAAUGAAUUUGAUGUUCAUGUGACCAAGGAAUUUGUCUUGGCGUCCAAGAUUUAAUUUAAUACUAAACCUAACCUUUCUAGCUAGCUUAAAGUCACAUUGGAAGACUGGAAGUAUAUGUUUGAUUUUAGGAAAAUUUGUUAGAAAAACCUUUUUAAGUGAAUUUUUUGUUCAUAAAAACCUUUUUAAAAAAAUUUGACUAGGAGAAAACUGUUAUAUUUUUUUAUUUAUUUUUUGUUAAAGAUAGCCAAGUGAGACUUUCCAACGUUGACUGUCACGUGCUUCCUAAUUUUCUAAUCACACCCCUCUUUUCCUAAUUCCACUCUUUUCCCUCCAAAUUAAACACUCUCUCUCCUACUCUCUCUCAUCUACAUGAACAAGCAUCGAGGCAAUUACUCUCUUCUAUGCCAUGGCUGCAACAUCAUCAAUGACAAAU
This is a messenger RNA of Chenopodium quinoa (quinoa), 1510 nucleotides long. RefSeq lists its product as uncharacterized. The transcript is spliced from 2 exons. The record is from RefSeq and is a predicted model, not a curated record. Bases 345 to 974 code for a protein of 209 amino acids. NCBI's taxonomy places the organism in Eukaryota, Viridiplantae, Streptophyta, Magnoliopsida, Caryophyllales, Amaranthaceae.